AUGGAGAGUGUGGGGGCCGGCUCGUCGAGUCCGAGGUUUUUACCCGAAUGCCGAGGCCCCUCACAAAUAGGGUCGAGCCGCCACAGCGGCACCGUGGCGAGGAUGAGCGAGGGCGAAGACUCCGACUGGGAGUCCGCCGUCGACGCGGUGAGCGCGGGCCUGCGCGCGCUGAGACCCCCGUCCGGGCAGGUCCGCGACAGGGCCGCGACCCCGCCCAGCAGAUCACCCACCAGAUCGCCGUCCCCCGGGCUGAUGACCAACGGAGGAGCCGCGAGGCGCGCGAGCCCCAGCCCGCUCGGCGAGGCGUCGUCUUCUUCCGCGGGGGGAUCCUUCUGCGAUCCACGCGCGGACGCGGCGGCCAAAAGCUGGAUCGAUCCCUUCCUGCGCGAGGCGCUCGAGAGCGGUGGGGAUGCGCGGAUGGCGGUCCUCAGAAUAGAUGCCGAGAUCGGCGGGUUCGCGGCCGACGGGGAACGGGCGUCGCACGAGUUCUCCGGCAACGGGUACCAGCGCAUGAUCGCCCACAAGGUUGCCGCUCACCACGGGCUCGCGUCGUGCGCCGUCGUGGGCGCGGACGGCCAGGACCGAGCGCUCAUCGAGAAGGAGGGCGGAGCGACGGCGAUGGACCCGCCGGCGGUGAACCUGUCGGACGUGAGGGCAUCUCCGAACGGCGACGCGGGCAAGAACGGCGACGCGAAGAAGAAGAAGGUGACGGUCAUGAAACGAGGAGGAGGAGGAGGAGGAGGAGGGCGGGGCGGCGACCGCGGCGGGGCCGGAGGGUCCAGAAAUUCCGGCGCCGGGAAGAAGCCCGGGCAAAUGUCCGUCGAGGAGAGGGAAGCGGAGUACGAGCGCGCGAGGGAGCGGAUCUUCGGCGCCGUGAACGGGAACGAGGACAGCGGAAGGACCAGCCCCGCCACCGAGCUACCGGGGUCCGCCCCCCACGCCGCGUCUCCCGGCGCGAACGUCGCGAGUUCCCAUUCGCGUCACACGAGGUCGGAGACGCGGGCGGGGUCGAGACACGCGGGGAGGGAGGGCGAACAAACAAACAAACGCGAGGGCGGUCGGUCCGGCGGUCGACAGGCGAUCGUGAGGAACCGAGCGGCGGACUCCAUGGACCCCGACUUUGUGCGCAUGCCCCCGCCGGCGGCGUUCCAUCCCCCUCCGAUGCAGCCGACGCAGCAUAGUAGCCGGGGGGGCGGCUACUACGAAGGGGGCGGCUACUACGAUCCGCGACCGCCGCCCCCGGCGGCCGAUCCGUACGCGUACAGGGACGCGUACCCGCCCCCCCCCGGGUACGGAAGGGAACACGAACACGCGACGGACGGAGGAGGGUACGGCGGGGGAGGUUUCGGCGGCGGCGGCGACGACUUCCCCGCGCUCGGCGGCGGCGGCGGCGGAUGGAACGCGCCUCCCCAUCCGCCGGUUGGGGCGCCGACGUGGGCCCCGCCGCCCCCCGGCGCGCCUCCCCCGGUGAACCAGCCCAUGCGGGGACACGACGUACCGUUCCACGGCACGGACGCGAGGGUCAACGACGGUCCUCAUCCACCCGCGCGGCGGCAGCAGCAGCAGCAGCAGCAGCAGCAGGCGCCGCCGUUGAGGUUUGGCAACUUCCAGCAGCUCGGCAGACCCCGGUGA
Micromonas commoda is the source of this 1632-nucleotide messenger RNA. RefSeq lists its product with no specific name. Bases 1 to 1632 code for a protein of 543 amino acids. The record is from RefSeq and is a predicted model, not a curated record. Gene Ontology annotation, molecular function: nucleic acid binding. The transcript has a single exon. NCBI's taxonomy places the organism in Eukaryota, Viridiplantae, Chlorophyta, Mamiellophyceae, Mamiellales, Mamiellaceae.